Messenger RNA from Rhopilema esculentum, 3055 nucleotides. RefSeq names its product motile sperm domain-containing protein 2. The record is from RefSeq and is a predicted model, not a curated record. Gene Ontology annotation, cellular component: endomembrane system; endoplasmic reticulum-endosome membrane contact site. Lineage: Eukaryota; Metazoa; Cnidaria; Scyphozoa; Rhizostomeae; Rhizostomatidae.
UGAUUACGUCAAUACCGAAGUCUAAGUAUAGGCACAGGGAACCAACGAAUUGAUAUUACAAUGUAUCCUGUGAUUGUGGAAAUGUUGUGAAUCGUCAGGAAAAUGUCGUGAAAUGAAAUCUAAAGCGUUACCAGAUGCAAUGGAAUAUCAGACAGAAGAGGCCCAGAGGUUGAUUGAAGAAGUUAAAAGGAAAUUUUUUGAUAAAGGGACACUUCUCAAUCAGUUUGAUGAAAGAGAUAUUGAGCGAAUAAAUAAUGAUGAUUUGUAUGUGUGGCUGUUUAUUAAGCACAAGCAAAAGGAUGUUGACAAAGCCAUUGACAUGAUUGUUGAUUGUCUUCGAUGGAGGGAAUCCUUUGGAAUAAAUGACUUGCUGGAAAGAAAUAUUGAUAGAAGAUUGUUCGAGAUUGGUUUUUUGUAUGUCCACAAUUUUGACAAAAAUGGACACCCACUUGUUCUUUUUCAUACAAGACUUUAUCGUAAAGAUGCCCACAACCCAAAGGAAGUUAAAAAGCUUGUAGCCUUUGGCCUCGAGAAACUGUCUAGAGAACAUCCUGGUGGAAAGGUGACUUUAAUCUUUGAUAUGCAGGAUUCAAGUUUGGCAAACAUGGACAUGGACUUGAUUAAAUUCUUGAUUACAAAUUUCCAAGUGUAUUAUCCAUGUAUGCUGGAAUAUUUAAUCGUUUUGGAAAUGCCUUGGAUAUUGUCAGCUGCUUGGAAAAUCGUGAAGACAUGGUUGAGCACUGAAGGGAUUUCAAAAAUAAAAUUUGUAAACAAAACAGAAAUAGUUGCACAAUACGUGGAUGCAGACCAGCUGUUAAUAGGGAUGGGUGGAACUGACGACUUUAAAUACCAGUAUCCACCUCAAUUGGCAAAUGGAAAGAAAGAUACAAAAAGCAAGCCAAGCAGCAAUGCCCCGAUUGAAAACAAUCAAGAUUUGGAAUUCAGCAGCAUAUCAGUGUCAAUGAGCACAGACAUACAUGGUAAACCAGUGAAUUCAUCAGAUGCGUUUGAGUUGCUGACAAAAACUGGUGACGAUUCCUCAUCAGAACUUCUAUUGUCAGACAGCAUGAGAUACCGGGGCAAAAAUGAAGACAUAACUAAAUCAACACAACAGAAGCAUAAUAGAAGGAGAGACGAAACUUCUAAAAAGAAAAGCCGUUUUGAGUUCAUAGGCCCAUUGAUUACCAUAUGCCCUGCUGAUGAAAUUGUAUUUUGUGGAGCAGCUAGUACUUCCGGAGAGCUACUGAGCAUACUUACCAUCACCAAUACCAUUUCAACAAAUGUUGCGUAUAAGGUUAAGACGACAUCCCCAGAAAACUACAGAGUGCGCCCAAGCUCUGGUCUAGUGCCACCUGAAAAUAGUGUGGAAAUCAACAUUUAUUUGCAACCAGGCCACACUGAAAAUGUUAAUCGUGAUAAGUUCCUCAUUUUAUCGGCACUUGUGCCCGAGAAAGAAAAGUCAGCAGAUAUUGGCGCAAUUUGGAAACAAAUACCAAAAUCAAGUGUUUUAGAACACAGAUUGCGAUGCAGGUUCGAGGUCACCUCCAUGCCGGCACCAUACACUGACACUCACGAUUCAGGACCAAAAUCACCAAAACAUGAUGCAAAAAUUGAUCCACUUGAAAGUCUGAGAAAAAUUCUAGAAGAAAAAAUCAUAGAAGAUUUACAGGCAAAGGUUAACGAUUCGCAUUCAAGGAUAGUUACUUUGGAAAGAAACAUUCGAAUUAUCCUUUGUUUACUUUGUAUUAUAGUGGCAUUUGCAUUAACGUACGCUGUAUUAUCACCGAUUUUGAAAACUUAUACUUCCAAGUUUGAUCGAUUGUUAUAGUAAUGUAACCUAGCCUUUCAAAAUUGGAGGGUAUUCACGUGAUAUAUUUGUAAUGCCGAUGCGAAGAGCUAUCCAACUUAUCAUUAUAUAUUUUGUACGCAGUUUUUCUAAUCCCUAAAUGCAUGCUAACAGUCUAACUACCGACGUUGCUGUCGAAAUUUUUUUGUUGAAAUUGCGCGAAGCUGAACAUCUUUAUAACUAUAUACACAAAGCUACAGUGAAGAAAUUUUGAAAUAUUCAAUUGCCCGGUUUUCACUGUUGUUUUAAUAUAUUUCAUCCUUGUAUUUUCUUGUUAUCUGAAUUCGUUUUCAAACUAGAUCUGGUCAAAAGGCAUAAGCCUUCAAUUUGUUUGCGAUAUUUGUGUUGAUUGUAGAUUCUCAAUUUAAAACUUCUCAGUUAUUCAAAGCUCUACCUAAGCAGAAUUUGUUCCAAAUUUAUGUAGAUGCCUGUAUGUUUAUAAAUCUCAUCAAAAUGUAACUUAGAACGUAUAUGCAAUCUUUUAUCCACAUCAUUCGUUUUUAUUGCAACCAUGACAAUUUUUAUUAGCUUAUUUUUACUUUGCUACUUAGAUAUAUGAUUCCUUGUAUCAAAAACUAACCCAAAGAGAUUGAUAGCCUUUAAAGGCUCCUGCUUAGCGGUAGCUGACUUUUUACGCGUCAAGAAAUUGUAUUUUCAUGCAGUACGACCAAAGAUACUGGAAUAUCUUUGGCACGAUAUUAGGCCGGUUUUGAAAUUAUAAUAGCAAAGCUUGCCAGUUGCGCAGAAGAUUUUAAUUGGCAUGACUUCGACAGAUUCAGUUUUAAUAGCCAACAAGCAUAUCACUAUUAAUCAAAAUGAACUUGUUUGCCCCUGAUCAGAAAUUUUCGCUUUUUCUUUAGUUUUCUCCAAUAAUAGAUUGUCGGUAAUCAGAAAAAGUAUUUAAUUUUCUGAAAUCUUUGAUGUAGCAACUAAACACAGAAAUUAUUAAUGUUUUCACAUAUCUGAAGUUCGGUUUGACAUAAUACCAAUGUUUUCUACUGUAAGGCAACAUAGGUUUACUGUAUUUUGUCUCGUUAAAUUUUUUCGGUCACUCAAUUAUAUUAUAUCUUAUACUGCUAAGAUAUUAUUUUAUUAAUGUAUAUUUUAUUUAGUAGUUGAUUUGAAGUUCAAUGAAUGUUUUAAGUUAUUUUCAUCAUGGGAGAUUUUCGUCGUAUUUUUAUAAUAGUAUACAAUAUAACAAUAGAAUAA